Molecule: messenger RNA, 2776 nt
Organism: Oncorhynchus tshawytscha (Chinook salmon)
Lineage: Eukaryota; Metazoa; Chordata; Actinopteri; Salmoniformes; Salmonidae
Product: G-protein coupled receptor 54-like
Exons: 3
Coding region: 272-1549 (425 amino acids)
Biological process (GO): neuropeptide signaling pathway
Cellular component (GO): membrane
Molecular function (GO): G protein-coupled peptide receptor activity
Source: RefSeq, a predicted model, not a curated record
CUUCUCACCACUCCUCUCUUCUCUCUACCUCUGAAGUCAGUGCUGUCUGUCUGUCCAUUGCUGUGGCUUUGACAGAGUGGUGCUUUGAACUGAGAGCUGAUAUUCUACAGAUUGACCAGGGUGAAGGAGGACACUGGAGCGAACAUUGACCGUCUCCUGUGUGAGAUCUGAACUGGCCGUCGAGUGUCCUCAACAUCUUGGUAGGAGUGAGCUAAAAGAGGAAUACUCCGAACAGGUUAGGGCAUUGGACUAGCUGCAGUACUUGUGCAUAAUGACGGACAGCCCUGUGGAGACCGGUCCCAGCAGCCUCCGUCCCCUGGCCGUAACGGACCUCUCAGGCUUACUGUGUAACCAGUCAGCCUCUCUGGAGGACCAGGAUGUCCAGGGACCCCCGGUGCUGGUGGAUGCCUGGCUGGUGCCCACCAUGUUCAGCCUCAUCAUGCUGAUCGGCCUGGUGGGGAACUCUCUGGUCAUCCACGUUAUCACCAGGCACCAGCAGAUGAGGACCGUCACCAACUUCUAUAUAGUGAACCUGGCCACCACGGACAUAAUGUUCCUGGUGUGUUGUGUUCCCUUCACCGCUACCCUGUACCCUCUGCCGAGCUGGGUGUUCGGAGAUCUCAUGUGUCGUCUGGUCAGCUACCUACAACAGGUGGGCCACACACAAACCACAGACUGUCAGCUACCUACAACAGGUGGGUCACAAACACAAACCCCAGACUGUCAGCUACCUACAACAGGUGGGUCACAAACACACAAACCACAGACUGUCAGCUACCUACAACAGGUGGGUCACACACAAACCCCAGACUGUCAGCUACCUACAACAGGUGGGUCACACACAAACCACAGACUGUCAGCUACCUACAACAGGUGGGUCACAAACACAAACCACAGACUGUCAGCUACCUACAACAGGUGGGUCACACACAAACCACAGACUGUCAGCUACCUACAACAGGUGGGUCACACACAAACCACAGACUGUCAGCUACCUACAACAGGUGGGUCACACACAAACCACAGACUGUCAGCUACCUACAACAGGUGGGUCACACACAAACCACAGACUGUCAGCUACCUACAACAGGUGGGUCACACACAAACCACAGACUGUCAGCUACCUACAACAGGUGGGUCACACACAAACCACAGACUGUCAGCUACCUACAACAGGUGGGUCACACACAAACUACAGACUGUCAGCUACCUACAACAGGUGGGUCACACACAAACCCCAGACUGUCAGCUACCUACAACAGGUGGGUCACACACAAACCACAGACUGUCAGCUACCUACAACAGGUGGGUCACACACACAAACCACAGACUGUCAGCUACCUACAACAGGUGGGUCACAAACACAAACCCCAGACUGUCAGCUACCUACAACAGGUGGGUCACACACACACAAACCCCAGACUGUCAGCUACCUACAACAGGUGGGUCACACACACACAAACCCCAGACUGUCAGCUACCUACAACAGGUGGGUCACACACACACAAACCCCAGACUGUCAGCUACCUACAACAGGUGGGUCACAUAAAAGACACACACAGGGGUCAGAGUUGGACUCUGCAGGGUCUGUAUCUGUUUUGUCUAAACAUAGAAGCUCAAAUGUGAUUUUUGUGCUUUUAACUACAUUAUUGUAAAAAUUCAAUAGUGAUUAGUGUGUUCCAGGUGACCUGUAUAACUGUGUGUUCCAGGUGACCUGUAUAACUGUGUGUUCCAGGUGACCUGUAUAACUGUGUGUUGCAGGUGACCUGUAUAACUGUGUGUUCCAGGUAACCUGUAUAACUGUGUGUUCCAGGUGACCUGUAUAACUGUGUGUUCCAGGUGACCUGUAUAACUGUGUGUUCCAGGUGACCUGUAUAACUGUGUGUUGCAGGUGACCUGUAUAACUGUGUGUUCCAGGUGACCUGUAUAACUGUGUGUUCCAGGUGACCUGUAUAACUGUGUGUUCCAGGUGACCUGUAUAACUGUGUGUUCAGGUGGCAGGCCAGGCAACCUGUUUAUCUGUGUGUUCCAGGUAACCUGUUUAACUGUGUGUUCCAGGUAGCCUGUAUAACUGUGUGUUCCAGGUAGCCUGUAUAACUGUGUGUUCCAGGUAGCUUGUAUAACUGUGUGUUCCAGGUAACCUGUUUAACUGUGUGUUCCAGGUAGCCUGUAUAACUGUGUGUUCCAGGUAGCCUGUAUAACUGUGUGUUCCAGGUGACCUGUAUACCUGUGUGUUCCAGGUGACCUGUAUAACUGUGUGUUCCAGGUGACCUGUAUAACUGUGUGUUGCAGGUGACCUGUAUAACUGUGUGUUCCAGGUAACCUGUAUAACUGUGUGUUCCAGGUGACCUGUAUAACUGUGUGUUCCAGGUGACCUGUAUAACUGUGUGUUCCAGGUGACCUGUAUAACUGUGUGUUGCAGGUGACCUGUAUAACUGUGUGUUGCAGGUGACCUGUAUAACUGUGUGUUCCAGGUGACCUGUAUAACUGUGUGUUCCAGGUGACCUGUAUAACUGUGUGUUCCAGGUGACCUGUAUAACUGUGUGUUCAGGUGGCAGGCCAGGCAACCUGUUUAUCUGUGUGUUCCAGGUAACCUGUUUAACUGUGUGUUCCAGGUAGCCUGUAUAACUGUGUGUUCCAGGUAGCCUGUAUAACUGUGUGUUCCAGGUAGCCUGUAUAACUGUGUGUUCCAGGUAGCCUGUAUAACUGUGUGUUCCAGGUGACCCGUAUAACUGUGUGUUCCAGGUGACAGCCCAGGCGACCUGUAUCACUCUGU